Messenger RNA from Aspergillus puulaauensis, 1362 nucleotides. Its product is annotated as FAD-dependent oxidoreductase. The record is from RefSeq and is a predicted model, not a curated record. The transcript has 4 exons. The coding region runs from base 1 to 1362 and encodes 453 amino acids. Gene Ontology annotation, biological process: secondary metabolite biosynthetic process. NCBI's taxonomy places the organism in Eukaryota, Fungi, Ascomycota, Eurotiomycetes, Eurotiales, Aspergillaceae. Gene Ontology annotation, molecular function: FAD binding; monooxygenase activity.
AUGGAGCGGGAAGUUGAAACCGGGAUUUCAAUUCUCGUUGUUGGAGGUGGAAUUGCCGGUUUGACCUUGGCCAUUGAGGCCCAUCGAAAAGGCCACACCGUCCAGGUUAUCGAACGACGACCUGAAGGGACGACUUCUGGGGAAGUGAUCGUAAUCACAGCUCCAGCUUUACAAACACCCAAGAAAUGGCCUGGCUUCAUGGAGCGCGCAAGGCAAGAAGCCUUUCCACCGGUAUACAACAUGCGCAAGUUCGACGGAACCCCAAUUGGCGACUUUCCCCUUGGCGAUCCCAGCGACCCUUCUUUGGCUAUCUAUCGCGCAAAGCUACAUAGCGUGCUCUUCGAGUACGCCAAGCAGCUCGGAAUCGAGGUUGAAUUCUCAGCGACGGCGUGCGAGUACUUCGAGGGCGAUGACCAUGGCGGCGUCGUUUUGUCUGAUGGCCGGCGCUUGACGGCGGACGUGGUUGUCGCUGCUGAUGGCGUGGGCUCGAGGUCUUGGGCGUUGGUUGUUGGGAGUCGCGAUCCUCCUAUCAGUUCGGGCUUCGUGAUGUACCGGGUAACGUUCCCUGUGGCGGCCGCGCUUGAGAAUCCGGUUAUUGCGGCUGAAUUGGCAGGGUAUCACGACCGUGGGUAUUUGUAUGCAGGGCCUGGGGCGCAUAUGGUCAUUUGCAAGUCCGGCGAUGAUAUUUGCUGGCUGCUCACCUGCAGAGAAGACAGCAGCACCGCCACCGAAAGUUGGACAAACUCCACCUCAAUCAAGAAAGCCCUCGAGGCAGUUUCAGGCUGGGAUACAUUCGUCGCCGAGCUGAUCAAAGCGACCCCCAACCAGACCGUGCUCGACUGGAAGCUGAUGUGGCGCAAUCCGCAACCACGGUCUGCUUCGCCAGGUGGCCGUGUCGUCCAGAUCGGCGACGCGGCUCAUCCAUUCUUGCCAACGUCCGCGAGUGGCGGGACAAUGGCGAUGGAGGACGCGUACUCGCUGGCUGCUUGCUUGCAGAUUGGCGGGAAGAAGGACGUGGAUAUUGCAACUAAGGUGCAUAAUCAUUUGCGAUUCGAACGAGUCUCAUGCGCGCAGAAGAUGGGGUUCAAGAACCGUGAGCUGUUCCACAACACAGACUGGGACGCCGUCGCGAAAAACCCUGAGAUACUGGGUAGAAUGGUCGGGAACUGGCUGGUACACCAUGACCCGGAACAGUAUGCGUAUGACAACUAUGCUAAAUGUGCCGAGCACCUCCUCCACGGUGCGCCGUUUGAGAACACAAAUUCUGUGCCUGGUUACAAGUAUAAGCCGUGGACUGCGAAGGGGCUUCUGGAUGCUGCGGACGGUGGUGACCCUGUGGUGGAGGAUGGGGAUUGGUCUUAG